Paraglomus brasilianum is the source of this 459-nucleotide messenger RNA. Lineage: Eukaryota; Fungi; Glomeromycota; Glomeromycetes; Paraglomerales; Paraglomeraceae. The record is from the annotation of a GenBank genome assembly.
AUGUACACACAUCCUUCGUCAAACGUACCGUUUCGCCCUGGUGAUUGGAUGUGUCCGAAUCCCAGCUGCCUUUUCCAGAACUUUGCUUCCAGGACUCAUUGUAUGAAAUGUGGUACUGCGAAUAUGGGAUAUGAUGCUUAUGGAAAUCCAACCGGGGAUCAAGGAGGAUACGGAGCGAGCGCAGGACAUAUGCCAACAGCACCAGCAGCAGCACCGUUUCGUCCGGGUGAUUGGUAUUGCCCGUCGUGCAACUCUCAUAAUUUCGCGUCACGGUUUCAGUGUCUCAGGUGCAAUCUGUCGAAACCUCCACAAGUUGCGAGUAACGCCGCCAAUACUGCAAAUAUGAAGCCUGGUGACUGGUUAUGUCGGGGCGAAAUGUGUGGAUAUCAUAAUUUUGCGAAGAGAACUCAUUGUGCUAAAUGCGGUAUGCCCAAUAGCAGUGCCGAGAAUGGAUAUUGA